Messenger RNA from Leptosia nina, 654 nucleotides. The record is from the annotation of a GenBank genome assembly. Lineage: Eukaryota; Metazoa; Arthropoda; Insecta; Lepidoptera; Pieridae.
AUGGUCCUCACUCUUUACAAGUACGAUCUCAGCCCACCAGUUCGGUCAGUUCUUUGGGUCAUUGAAGCGCUGAAGCUACCAGUUCAGUUUGUUGAGGUGAACUUCCUAAAGAAUGAGCAUUUAACUGAAGAGUUUAAGAAGAUAAAUCCACAACACACGGUACCAACUUUAGUAGAUGACGAUUUCGUAUUAGCUGACAGCCAUGCCAUCAUCACCUAUUUACUGAACAAGUACGGCAAGGAUGACUUCCUUUACCCAGCCGAGCCCAAGCUACGAGCGAUCGUCGAACAGCGUUUGCAUUUCGACAGUGGUAUCUUGUUCCCUGCUAUACGCGGUGCUUUUGGUCCAGUAGUUUUCCAAGGAAGACGAAACUCUCAAGAGGAAUUCGACAAGAUCAAAGCAGCUUACGAGUUCACGGAACAGUUCGCGACCAACACCUGGUUGGCUGGAGACCAGUUCACCAUCGCUGAUAUCUGCUGUGUGACGAGUGUCAGCAGUUUGGACGAAAUUAUUCCUAUUGAUGCUAAAACAUACCCAAAUCUCUACGCCUGGUUCAAACGCUGCUCCGAACUUGAUAUCUACAAAAGCAAAAAUGUUCCUGGGAACAAGGAACUAGGCGACGUAUACAGAAGUAAAGUGGCUACUUUGCAAUAA